GGCUUCGAAUGCAGCACAAGCCAUGUCGGGUUUUCUCAAAACGGUGUGAAGUCAAGUGUGCGGACUAAAAUGUUGUUCGGUUACAGGACAGACUGCACCCAUUGGUAAAAGUGACGCACGUUUCUAUCUCAAGUUGAUCUGCAAACUGUCAUUAGUAAACAGAAUUCGAGAGAGUACAACCAGACGUCUCCGAGUCCAGAAAUGCCAGAUUCAGCGUCAAGUGAUCCUGGUUCAAGGGUAUUUGACCCUCAACAUUCCCUGAACCUCCUCAGAGUUCUUCGUACCUUCUGGCAAGAGCAAAGCUUCCAUGAUGCACUGCUGGUGGUAGACGGUGAGGAGCUUCCUAUCCAGAAAAACAUCCUGGCUGCAGCCAGCCCUUAUAUCCGGACCAAACUGAACUACAAUCCUCCAAAAGAAGAUGGCUCAGUGUACAGGAUUGAGCUACAGGGGGUCUCCAUGCUCAUCAUGAAACAGAUUCUGGACUACAUCUUCAGUGGUGAAAUCACUUUGAGCGAAGGGACCAUCCAGGACAUGGUGCAAGCAUCUGACCUGCUCCUCAUGACUGAGCUGAAGUUGCUGUGCUGCCAGUUCCUCGAAAGUUGCAUCACAGCAGAGAACUGUAUCGGCAUCCGUCUUUUCUCCCUCCAUUAUUGCCUGCACCACGUCCACUACGCUGCCACCGAGUACUUGCACACGCAUUUCCGCGAUGUGGCGCUCACAGAGGAGUUCAGGGAGUUGCCUCACAACCGACUUUGUGAGGUGCUGUCUGAGGAGAAGCUUAACGUCGGUAAUGAAAAGCAUGUUCUGGAGGCCGUGGUGCGAUGGUUAGUCCACGAUCCAGACGCUCGCAGGGUCCACAUGAAAGAAGUGAUGUCUGCCGUGUGGUUGCAAGGCUUGGAUGCAAGCUACCUCAGAGAACAGGCCAUGGGAGAGCCUCUGAUGAGAGAGGUGAUUAGAGAGCACUGCCAGCCAGUUCUAGGAGAGAGUCAGUUGCAGGGCGAAGCUCUUCUUGCUGCUUUCAAGCCUCGAGGUUACUCUGAGUGUAUUGUUGUCGUCGGCGGAGAGGAUCGAAGGACCAGAAAACCCACGGCUGUGACCCGCUGCAUGUGUCCACUCUAUGACACCAACCGACAAGCCUGGAUUGAGCUGCAGCCUAUGAGCAUUGCCCGUGUGGGUCAUGAGGUGGUCGCUGCUGAGGGAUUUCUAUUUGUGGUGGGUGGGACAGACGAGAACAACAUCGUCUUGGACACUGGUGAGAAGUAUGACGCAGACUCCAAUACAUGGAGCCCCAUCCCCCCAAUGUUACAGACUCGUCAGAACUUCGGCAUGGUGGAGCUGGAUGGUCUAAUUUAUAUUCUUGGUGGGGAGAAUGACGAAUGUGAACUGACUACUGUGGAAGUGUUUGACCCUCACGUCAAUACCUGGAAGAUGCAGACCAGUAUGACCAUGAUCCGCAAGGUGGGUUGCUAUGCCACUAUGAACAAGAAGAUCUAUGCCAUGGGUGGCGGUUCCUAUGGGAAACUUUUCGACUCCGUUGAAUGCUUUGACCCCAAAACCCAGCAGUGGACAGGACUCUGUCCGCUCAUGGAAAGAAGGUUUGGAUCGGUGGCCUGUGGCGUCGGUAAGGAACUCUACGUGUUUGGUGGAGUGAGAAGUCAGGAGAACGACAACCCAGAGCAACGUCAUAUGAUGACCUGCAAGUCUGAAUUCUACCAUGAUGAAAUGAGGAGGUGGAUGCUCCUAGAUGAGCAAAGCCUAUGUGUCCAGACGAGCUCAUCGUUCGUCUAUGGUGCAGUUCCCAUCGGAGGCAGCAUCUAUGUCGUUGGAGACUUGGACACCGGUACCAGUUUCGACUACAUCCGCGAGUUUCGCCGCAGCACGGGGACCUGGCAUCGUACCAAGCUCAUGCUAGCCGGCGACCUCUCCAAAACAACCUGUGCCGCACUUCGGAUCGCCAACUGCCGUCUGUUCCGCCUUCAGUUGAACCAAGGCAUGUUUCGAAUCAGAGUCUGAACUGAGGAAGAACAAAGCAGUUGGUGCAUAUCGCUUUCAAUUUUGCACACUUGUAAUGUAUACCCACAUAUGACAUGUCUGGGUUUAGGGAAUUCAAAAACACUGAAGUAUUUACUAAGUGUCUAACUAUGCUUAUUACUAGGGAGACUGUUUGCAGUAUACAGUUCAUGCUGUGUGACUUGGUUGCAAAAACCAUUGUUUUCUUUUUAUAGCCUGAUUUGAUUUAUUGAUUAGAUCAAAUGCUUGGUUUUUCAACCAAAUAUAUUUAGUCAUGGUUUUUAUUUUAUUUAUUUUUUUACUUCUAGUCUACUGCUUGAUGGGGGAUUUGGGUAACAGUGGAAAAAAAAGCAGUAGGCUAUGGAUACUUAUGGGGAAAUGAUCCAACAUGGUGUAUGUGUUUUUAUUUUUUACUGUUCUAGUGGAACAUUGAGUUAAUCAUUUGGAAAUCGGCAUAAGUAAGACUGGAGAAAAGACAAAAUAGCUUGCAAACACAUUUAGCAAGUUUGCCGGUAUGCUGGAAUUUCUCAUUUAGUACCAAAUGUUUUACAUAUAGUUUGUCUUGCACAAGUGACGAACCAUCUUUUUAAAAACAAGCCAAAUGAUUGUGUCUGAACAUUCGUUUUCUUUACUGCUUUUUGUCUACAUUAUUGCGUAAAAUGUUGAGAAGUGGCACCGCUAGGAAAUUUUGAAAUACGGCUUGUGAGCAAAAGGAAACCGUUAAUGUAAUUUCUGAGUCACAA
Syngnathus acus (greater pipefish) is the source of this 2753-nucleotide messenger RNA. It is a transcript of the gene gan, whose product is annotated as gigaxonin. The transcript is spliced from 13 exons. Lineage: Eukaryota; Metazoa; Chordata; Actinopteri; Syngnathiformes; Syngnathidae. The record is from RefSeq and is a predicted model, not a curated record. Bases 202 to 2013 code for a protein of 603 amino acids. Gene Ontology annotation, molecular function: ubiquitin-protein transferase activity; cullin family protein binding. Gene Ontology annotation, cellular component: Cul3-RING ubiquitin ligase complex. Gene Ontology annotation, biological process: cytoskeleton organization; protein ubiquitination; regulation of cytokinesis.